Molecule: messenger RNA, 2137 nt
Organism: Xyrichtys novacula (pearly razorfish)
Lineage: Eukaryota; Metazoa; Chordata; Actinopteri; Labriformes; Labridae
Source: the annotation of a GenBank genome assembly
UCCCACCGCCGUGUGCCAGAGACACGAGCUGGAAGUACGUAGGUACAUGGCAGUAUAAGGACACACGGAGCAUUUUCUGCCAUCAAUCCGAAGAUUUUUGUGUCGUUAUGUCCAACAUCAGACUUCUUCCUCGGGAACUCUAACGCCGUUCGCCCUGUAAGUAUUAGCACAGGUUCUGACGAAGAGAAAAGGAUUCCCUUCAGAAGUUAAGGUGCCUCCUUUACCGUCAAGGAAAUGUAGACUCCUCCUAAACCAAGAUGGUUUGGAGGUGAAAUGUGGAGUCUAAAGAGGAACUUGGACCCGUUUCGAAAGGAUUUAAGUGGUAGAUAUAGUUGAAAAAAACUUUCCUCGUUCCUCGUGGCAGAAGAAGAGGGCGGUGACUAGGUUGUGUAGUUGUAGGACAAUCUUUACGCACAGACAGAUUUGGAAAAAUCCAAGAUGCGCCUGUUGAGCACGCCGGGCGGAGGUAACCGCGGAGAAAUCAGUGGGAGCAAACUGAGAUCGGGAAUGAUGUAUUUGCUGUUUCUUCUGUCUUUCGUGAUGUUCUGUCACGGCUGUCCAGAGAAGUGUAGGUGCGUCUCACAAACUGUGAAAUGCCAAAACAUCAACUUAAACGCCAUUCCGCAAUCUUUACCAAACAACACCGAAGUCCUUUUCGUGACAGGAAACUAUAUUUCCGGUCUUGGUAUGGACUCUUUCCCUACCCGCCUGGAACUGUUAACAGAUCUCUAUCUCAGUGGGAAUGAGAUAGAGUCUGUGGAUGCAAAGACAUUUGAGAAUCUGCCAAACCUUGUGCGGCUAGAUCUGAGUGACAACAAAAUCCUGAAUUUCAGUGAAGGAGCUUUUCCACAUGACAGCAAACUACAGGUCUUUAACUUAAGCAAUUCUUUCCACAAUCAUACCUUCAUGGAUGUAGUACUGGGCUUCCUGCAGAGUGAAAACCUCCACCAGCUGACAGUUCUGGACCUGUCCAACAAUGACCUAGUGAUCCUUCCAGAUGACAUCUUCUCAAACCUUCCUCACCUGGUCAACCUCAGCCUGCAGAACAGCUCCAUCAUCUCCAUUCCAAAUGGGACCUUCAAGGUGCCGAUGCUGCAUGACCUUGACCUGAGAGACAACAGCUUCAGGAACCUGCCAACCACCAUCCUGGAACAGAUCAACCUGAAGCCUGGACUCCACAUGCGGCUGGCAGGGAACCCCUGGCGGUGCGACUGCUUCAUAGAGGACAUGCUGCUCUGGCUGAAAAACACCACACAGAUCAUCGACAGGCAGGACCUGACCUGUGCAGUCCCCGAGGCUCUGAGGCAGCGGCCCCUCCUGCAUCUGGAGCAGUCACAGCUGAAAUGUCCGGGCGACAUGGAGGGUGUGCUGGAGACUUCGUAUGUUUUCCUGGGUCUGGUUCUGGCCCUGAUUGGUGUCAUUUUCCUGCUGGUGCUCUACCUGAACAGAAAAGGCAUUAAGCGGUGGAUAUACAACAUCAGGGAUGCUUGUAGGGACCACAUGGAGGGGUAUCAUUACAGGUACGAGAUCAACUCUGACCCACGUUUGGCCAACCUCAGCAUUAAUUCAGACGUGUGAGUGAGGGCAGGACACUCACAGUGAGAUGUUAAAUGACUUUUACUGUUAAGAUUUGCAUGAAAGUCUUCCUUCCCUUCCCCCUUUUCCCCUUUGAUGCUAUACAGAUUUGACAUCUGUCAUGGCUCCUUAUUAUCCCCUCUCACAACCUCCAUCCAACCACUGCCGCAUGUCUUAUGAAAGUACCUGGCAGCUGUGUGUCAACUGCGUGUCUUCCUUGUUGCGUUGCAUGGACAAUGAAUCCUGGUGCAAGGUUUUCAGGUAAAGGGUAAUUGUUCUAUUUUCACUUUUCCUAAAGGAUAAACGCUCUGAGUACAAUGACUGUGAAAGAAUACCUGUCAAAACCACACACAGCUGGUCAUUGCAUCCUUGUCAUUAUGCCUCUGCAGCAGAGAAAUGCUAUUCUGCUUGAUUAUGAGUUCGUUCUUUUUAAUAUGUGAAUUUGUGAUAUAAAGUCUGCUCUUUUUUGAAUGAUUAAAGUGCACAUUGCAUAGUUUUUGGAUUUAGAUGGAUGUUAUUGCUCUUUUUCUGUAAAGAUAUUCAGCUAAAUAAAAGCCUGGAU